GUGCAGAAAUCUUCCUAAGAGGCAAUUCUUUCCCUUUAAUGAAGUUGUUAUUUUAAGCGUGUUGGAAACUUGCACUGAAAGUGUGAGAUAACCUAACACUAUAUAUAUAUAUUAAAAAAAAUAAAAAGUAUGGUUGGAUUUCGAAUCGAGGAGGAGAAUAGAUAGGUUUUUACCUCUUUACUGCUACUGCAGUUUGAAUUUUCCCUGAGGGAUGACUUGGGAAGAGAAUCAUCACCACCAUAAACCGGUUGAACAGGAAGGAAAGCUCCUGACGGAAAAGUUACGCCUCCUUGAGAGUGAAAGCACAUAGGUCACCUGAAAAUGUCUGGGAGCAGGAAGGCACAGGAGGCUCUAUAUCCCUCUGACACAUUGUGUUCCAGUGCUAUGUAGCUCCAGUUUUGAACAUUGCUGUCUUGGCCUUGGAACUAUCAUGAGACUUUCCUGAGGACCAAAAAGGACUGAAGGGAACAAUCACCCAUGGCUCAGUUUGGGAGGGUGCCCUUCUCACUCAGUGAAUUCUGUGAAGGACAGCCUGGGGACCAAGCACCUCACCCAAGGUGCCAUUCUGGCUCUGAUGGAGGGAUCCCCAUAGGAUUUGAUCGGAUAGUUGACGAAGUCAGCAAUGAAUUCUUUUUUUAUGGCUCAUCCCAUCCACAUCAUCAUGAGGAAAUGUUUUUCCCAUCAGACUUUUUCUCUCAGAACGUGCCAGACCAGCACCUUUGCAGUCAUCCUCUUGUUGCCUAUGGAGAAUUUUACCUUGGAAAUCCAAUCCCUCACUGGCAGCAAGGCACAGUGUCACCCAUGGUUGGCUUCAGACCUUCUUUACUGCCUGACUGCAGAAACUUCUCUGUGGUGGAUUCCCACCCCUACAGACACGAGAGACAACUCCAUGGAUGGGAGAGUGGAAAUUCAGUUUCAAAUGUGGAAAGAGGCAACACAAAUCCGGAGUUCCAGAUAGGCUUUGGCCAUCUGGAUGCUCCAAGUCCUGUUUUCUCAGACAAUUAUCCAUUUGGACAGAAAGUGAGAGAAGAAAGUGGAAAUGGGGAAGCUUUUUUAACCAACACUUCCAGAAGAUGUAACUCAGGACCAACCCAUCCCCAGGGCUGUGGACAUAACAGAGAGGCUGCAGGUUGGUCUAUCCAGCUGAUUGAAGCAGAGCAAGGAAGCAAUGAAAGCACAGUUGGUUUUUGCAACGCAGUGGAGAAAAUCAGAAGUGCCUAUCCUGCUUUUGAUUUGGAGACAAAUACUGGGAAAAUCUGGAGCAUCGCAACAAGGUUCCCAGAGCAUCUCCUUGGUGGAAAAAAAUUCAGAAUCAGCAUUUGGACAGAUUUUUCACCACAUCCUCUGCUUCUUACACAACGUGCUGGCUGUAUCACUCACGACUUAAUUGUGGAGGUGCUCCGCUGCAGCAAUCGAUCCCCAGGCCCGGAGGAAUUUCUCCUGAGCGUGUGUGGGGCUGAGGAAUUCUUACAAAACUCCUGUACUUUGGGAAGCCAUGAAAGUCUUCGCAAGGCCACCUUCAUUCAGCUUCGCCUACACCACGCUGAUAAUUUGAAGCAAAGUUUGGCUCGAACACAUGCAGAUGACCAAAGAAGGUUCUGUGUGAGUGAGCUGUUGGCAGACAUUUGUGCCUGGAGACUGAUUCGGCAGAACCUCAGCUCUGUUAUUAUGAACUACAGAGGUCAAGUGGAAUAUCUGCUGCAAAAUGAGAAUAAUGUUGAUAACGUGAUUGAAGCAACUAAAGCCAUCUGCAGUGUCCUCUGUUUUGUGGAAACCAGAGACAUCAGUGAUGCAGUCAGGAAACUCCUUGCUCUGGUGAAAGCACAGAACUCUCUUCAAAGUGUGGAAACACCAGACAAAGUGCUAAUAGAGGCUGCUGUGACCGAGCUCUCCACGGCCAUCUCUCGUCUCAUCCACAUCUACAGCAGCAGCUUUGAUACAAAUUUCCAGCUUGCCAGCAUACCUAAGAGCCCUUUGUGUGCAGACAUCAGCCCAAAUUCCCAGCUGAGCUUCACUGUCUGUGCUGCCCACAACAUCCCAGCAGCCUGGGUGGACAGCUACAAAGUUUUCUCUUUUUCCUGUUUACUAACUUAUGCUGGGAAGACAAUAUGUCAAGUAAAGAUUUGCAAAAAUACUCCAGUUAAAAGAUCCUUCUUUUUCCUGGCUGACUGGAAUGAGAAGGUCAACUUCCCUCUACGAAUAAAGGCUCUUCCAAGGGAAACUAUGCUGACAGUAAAACUACUGGGAGUAAACAGCACCUCGAAAAAUACAGAAGUGCUUGCUUGGACAUGCUUCCCAUUGUAUGCAAAAGAGAGGCUCUCCCGUGGGACCGUGCUGCUCAGCAUGGCCCUGCACAGCACGCUCCCCACCGCGCUCAUCGCCCCGGGCAUCCGCGGCACCGAGACGCCAACCUCGGUCACACUGCAGAUCAACUUCCCAGAAACCGAUUUGGAGUUCAUUAAACCUGAACCUGAAGAAAGAAGAGGGGAUCUUGUAGAGCCAACCCCAGAGUGCCUGCAGCACCUUGCCAGACUUUCACAGAGACAUUCCCUCUUGCUACUCUCAGAACAACAGAGAAGAAUCUUGUGGUUUUAUCGCUACUCCUGCAACAGCCAGAACUGCUCCCUUCCCCUGGUGCUGGGCAGUGCACCCAGCUGGGAUAGAACCACCCUCUCAGAAAUGUACGCCUUGCUGAGGAGAUGGAGAUUUGCCAGCCCUCUGGAGGCACUCGGGCUGCUGACUUUCAGUUUUCCUGAUCAAGAUAUUCGUGGGGCAGCAGUCCAACAAAUAGAAAAUGUGUCCAAUGAUGAAUUGUUAGAAUACCUCCCACAGCUGGUCCAGGUGCUCAAGUUUGAGUGGAAUCUUGAAAGCCCUCUGGUGAAGCUCCUGCUGAGUCGUUCUCUUCAGAGCAUCCAAGUAGCCCAUCAGCUUUUCUGGCUGCUGAAGAAUGCACAGAAUGAAGUUCAUUUCAGAAUGUGGUACAAGAAACUCCUGGCUGCUCUCCAAUUCUGUGCUGGACAAACCCUGAACAAGGAGUUUUCUAAGGAAGAAAAACUCGUCAGAAUUCUGGAAGACAUUGCCACGAAAGUGAAAGCUGCCAGUGACCCAAAAAGAAAGGAGGUGUUAAAGGUGGAGCUCAGCAGGCUCCAGCAGUUCUUCCAGGAGGUGAAGGUCUGCCGGCUCCCCCUGAACCCCGCGCUUGUCGUCCAAGGCGUGGAGGCAGAUUCAUGUUCUUAUUUUACAUCCAAUGCUUUCCCAUUAAAAAUCUCCUUCAUCAAUGCGAGUGCUCCAAGUGGAAACAUCAAUGUUAUUUUUAAGAUAGGUGAUGAUCUACGUCAAGACAUGUUGGUUCUGCAAAUCAUUCGAGUGAUGGACAGCAUCUGGCUCCAAGAGGGACUGGACAUGCAAAUGAUCAUUUAUAGGUGUUUAUCUACUGGGAAAGGACAAGGACUGGUACAGAUGGUGCCAGAUGCUACCACACUAGCAAAGAUCCACAGGGAGUCUGGACUGAUAGGACCAUUGAAAGAAAACACAAUUAACAAAUGGUUUCGCCAUCAUCAUCCUCUGGAAUCAAGUUACCAAGAGGCCAUAAGGAAUUUCUUCUAUUCCUGUGCUGGCUGGUGUGUUGUCACCUUCAUCCUGGGGGUCUGUGAUCGACACAGUGACAACAUAAUGCUGACAAAAGCUGGACACAUGUUCCACAUAGAUUUUGGAAGAUUUUUGGGUCAUGCACAGAUGUUUGGAAGCAUAAAAAGGGACCGAGCUCCCUUCAUCUUCACAUCAGAGAUGGAGUAUUUCAUAACAGAGGGGGGAAAAAACCCACAACGUUUCCAGGAGUUUGUGGAGCUUUGUUGUCGAGCUUAUAACACAGUCAGGAAACACAGCCAGCUACUCCUGAACCUGCUGGAGAUGAUGCUGCAUGCAGGAUUGCCUGAGCUAAACAGCAUCCAGGAUCUGAAAUAUGUGUAUGAUAAUCUCCGUCCUCAGGACUCAGAUCUGCAGGCUACAAGCUACUUUACAAGGAAAAUAAAGGAAAGUUUGGAGUGCUUUCCUGUUAAACUCAACAACCUGAUCCACACUCUUGUCCAGAUGUCAGUGGGGAGCUGUGCCAAGCCUCCAUCCCCAGAGAGUGUCCCCCAGGAAUGGAUGGUGCUGCACACAGAGAGGUCCAUCGCCAGGGCCACCAUCCUGGGAUUCAGCAAAAAGCCCGACCCCGUAUAUCUCAUCCAGGUGGUGCAAACCUGCAACGUGGUCACCUUCGUGGAAAAAUCAUUCGACCAGCUCUCAAAACUUCACAGCCAUCUCCAGAAGCAGUUCCCAUCUCAUGCCCUCCCAGAGUUUCCCCACUCCUGGCAUUUACCUUUUACGGAUCUUGAACAUAAAAGAGUGAAGGAUUUGAACUUCUAUCUGAAGCAGCUGUUAAGUGGCUCCAGGAAGCUGGCUAAUAAUGAGCUUGUACUCGGCUUCUUCCUCAACUGGUCCAAAAAUACCUUGGCAGAAGAGUCGUCAUCUCUGACCUUAGCUGGUCAGCAGCCUGGAGUACAGCUGGUCAUCUCCUACGAGAACACCCAUCUGACAAUAAUGCUGAAACACAUGAGGAACAUUCACCUCCCAGAUGGCUCUGCCCCAAGUGCACAGGCUGAAUUUUAUCUUCUGCCAGAUCCUCAUGAGGUCAGUCGAAGGAAAACAAGAACAGCUCCAAAAGGCUCUGACCCUACUUACAAUGAGCUUAUUGUAUAUGACAGAGUCACAGAGCUCCAAGGCCGUGUACUGAAGCUUGUGGUGAAAAGCAAAGGAACAUUCGUGGGAGCUGUUAACAUUCAGCUGAGCAGUGUCCAGCUCAAUGAAGAAAAGUGGUACCCACUGGGAAACAGUGAAAUUUAAAUAUUCUCCAAGAUGAUGCAAUUAUUUGCCCACUAAUGUUUCUUUAUCCCAUUUCUCACGCUACAUUUUGUCUCAGCUGCCCUUGAGAAUAAGAAGUCAUCUGCUGAGCACAUAUCCUAACAUUUCUAACCAUGAGGUUAUUGUCUCAAAACUGCUGCCAUCUUCCUGCCACAGAUUCCUGACAGUGGGAGCCUAAGGAAUCACAUGCUAAGGACUUGUAGCAACAUGCAGAAAGUUCUCACAACAGCAAUGAAAGGCUUGGUUUUGUUAAUAUUAAAUAGUACUGUAAAAAUACUGAAUUCUGUACACAUUCUUUGCCCAUUAAUUCCUCUGUCUGUGUUGAAACAAUGCUGAUAAUGAUGUAUUUUACCAUCACUGCAUGUGAUGAGUUCACCAGAAGAGCAUGUGAUAGUUCCCUGCCAGUCUAUUUCUGAUGUCCAGCAAAUUUCACAUGAAAUCUUACCCAAUCAAUAAUUUGUUUUUUUAAGAACUUUAAAAGUUUUGAUACAAUGUAACAUUUAAUCCAGGGUGUAAAAUUGUCAAUAAUAUAUGCCAAUGUUUCUUUUAUUCUGACCUCCAAGAGGCAGAUAUUACUGGUCAUUUGCGUGAAUAAAGAAGGAGGGAGAAGUUAAUGUUCAUGAAUAAACAGAAUAUAUUGAAUGUGAGCUUGCAGUGGGGGAUUUAUUUAAGCUCAUGAUACCACAGAUAUUUGUUCAGCAGUCUUUCCACAUUGCACUCCUAUGCUGCAUAAGGGGUUCAAGUCAAUAUAUGCAUUGAAUAGACCUCAGGGCUAUAAAAUACAUGUUUAUAUAUUAAAUAAUGAACAUGAGGGGUUCCUUGAAGUUCACAGAUGCUCAUUAUUGGCUCUGUUUUUCUCUAAUUUGAGGAAGCACUUAAGAACAUCUUUAAGCAUUUGGCAUGUGAGGAGCCACAGUAACCUAUUAUUGCCAGACCCUUGCACA
Molecule: messenger RNA, 5846 nt
Organism: Prinia subflava (tawny-flanked prinia)
Lineage: Eukaryota; Metazoa; Chordata; Aves; Passeriformes; Cisticolidae
Gene: PIK3C2G
Product: phosphatidylinositol-4-phosphate 3-kinase catalytic subunit type 2 gamma
Exons: 33
Coding region: 478-4884 (1468 amino acids)
Biological process (GO): phosphatidylinositol 3-kinase/protein kinase B signal transduction; phosphatidylinositol-mediated signaling; phosphatidylinositol-3-phosphate biosynthetic process
Cellular component (GO): phosphatidylinositol 3-kinase complex; cytoplasm; plasma membrane
Molecular function (GO): 1-phosphatidylinositol-3-kinase activity; 1-phosphatidylinositol-4-phosphate 3-kinase activity; phosphatidylinositol binding
Source: RefSeq, a predicted model, not a curated record